AUGUCUGACACUUGCUACAGCCACUCAAAGUUGAAAUCGAGAGCAGCGCUUCGGUCCAUCCACUUCUCUGUUGCGCUGCGGAAAGAAGAGGAAGUGAAAGCGCCAAAUUUUCCCGACUCGGUUACCACUGGCGAUGUUAAAUAUAUAAAGAAAGAAGGCGACGCAGUAGCCAUGGAUGAAGUCGUAAUGGAGAUUGAAACAGACAAGACGGCGCUUCCAGUCAUGUCCCCAGGUCAUGGGAAGCUCUUGAAGUACUUGGUGAAAGAAGGGGAAGCUAUCAAGUCACAGCAGCCAUGUUUUAUAGUAGAUGUAACCGGCGUGGCGCCAGCAGCCGCCCCCGCCGCCGCGCCCGCUGCCGCCCCCGCCGCCGCCCCCGCGCCCGCCGCCGCCCCCGCGCCCGCUGCAGCGUCCGCCCCCGCUCCAGCGCCAGCCGCAGCCCCCGUUGUGUCCACGGUCGCAACCAAAGCUAAAGUAGCAGCGGGGCCUACUUUAGCCGCACAACGUCUCACAGAUCCCACGAAGACGAUAUCAGGCACGCGCACCGAGCAUCCCGUGCCUAUGAAUAAGAUGCGUUUGCGCAUUGCACAGCGGCUGAAGGAGGCGCAGAACACAACGGCCAUGCUUACUACCUUUAACGAGUGUGAUAUGGGGAAGCUCAUGGAGUACCGCAAGGCCAACCUAGCCGCGUUCACGAAGAAGUACGGCGUGAAGCUCUCCUUCAUGUCCCCGUUCCUGAAGGCUUCUGCCAACGCGCUGCUGGACCAGCCCGUCAUCAACGCGGUCAUCAUUGACGGCAAUAUUGUUUAUAGGGACUUCGUGGACAUCUCAGUAGCAGUGGCAACGCCGCGAGGGUUGGUAGUACCGGUACUACGAAACGUGGAAUCCAUGGAUUACCCGAAAAUAGAGCUCACUAUAAACGGAAUCGCGGAAAAGGCGAGGAGCGGCAAACUAACCCCAGCGGACAUGCAAGGCGGCACGUUCACGAUCAGCAACGGCGGCGUGUUCGGCUCGCUGCUGUCCAUGCCCAUCAUCAACCUGCCUCAGUCCGCCAUCUUGGGCAUGCACGCCAUUUUCCAGCGGCCUGUCGCUGUCGGGAAAAAGAUUGAAAUCAGGCCCAUGAUGUACCUGGCACUGUCCUACGACCACAGACUGAUCGACGGGCGCGAAGCAGUGCUCUUCCUCCGAAAGGUCAAGUCAGGAGUAGAAGACCCAACGUCCAUCCUCGCGGGAAUGUAGCGGAAGACCCAGC
Cydia strobilella is the source of this 1249-nucleotide messenger RNA. Its product is annotated as dihydrolipoyllysine-residue succinyltransferase component of 2-oxoglutarate dehydrogenase complex, mitochondrial-like. Gene Ontology annotation, biological process: tricarboxylic acid cycle. The record is from RefSeq and is a predicted model, not a curated record. Gene Ontology annotation, molecular function: dihydrolipoyllysine-residue succinyltransferase activity. The transcript has 9 exons. Gene Ontology annotation, cellular component: oxoglutarate dehydrogenase complex; mitochondrion. NCBI's taxonomy places the organism in Eukaryota, Metazoa, Arthropoda, Insecta, Lepidoptera, Tortricidae. The coding region runs from base 1 to 1236 and encodes 411 amino acids.